Messenger RNA from Closterium sp. Naga37s-1, 1326 nucleotides. NCBI's taxonomy places the organism in Eukaryota, Viridiplantae, Streptophyta, Zygnematophyceae, Desmidiales, Closteriaceae. The record is from the annotation of a GenBank genome assembly.
AUGGAACUGGAUAUCGCGGCCAGCCGCGCGGGAGGUAGUGCGGAGAGCAGUGGCGGGGGGCGGGGGGGUAGCGGAGGGGGAGAUCGGGUGGGGGAAGCUGCUGGGGGGACCCGCACUGGAGGUGGGCGUGCGGGUAUCCGGAAAGGGGCUUCCGCGGAGGAUCGUGGUGGUGCACGGACCGCGAGGCGUGGGGAAGAGAAGCCUGCUGGAAGAUUUGCUCCACCUCUCGAUACAGUCACACCCCCUCCUCAACCGCAGCUAUCUUCUCUUCGCUCGGACAUCGAGUCAGCUCUUGAAGCCCUAGUGCUGCGUGCUAUUAAAGAGAGGCGCCUACAGUCACACGACCUGCUGCAGGCCUUGCAGCGGCGUGUGCAUGUGGUAACCGCACUAGAGACGCUUCUUUCAGGGGGGAUUGGGGAAUCUGGGGGGAGGAGUGGGGAGGAAGGGGAGGAAAAGAGGGGGUGUGAGGGAAGGCAGGUGGAGGAGCUUUGGGAGGAGUCAUUGCGAUUGCUAUCUGCUGACUUUGGCACCCAGGCUCUUUUCCACCCACACGAGCUCUUUGGUUGGCUUCCGGACGAAGCUUCCGUGCACCUCGUUCCGUCCACCUUCACUCCCCUCCAGUGGAGGGUGGUGGAAGCUGCGAUUGGCUCCAACCCGCGCCACCUGGCGGAGUUUCAUUCGCUGUGGGCGGGCUGGCGGGAAGAGGAGGACGAGUUUGAGCGAGUGGAUAGUUGCGUGGACCACUACCUUGCUUACCUGCAUGCAACGGAGGUGGAACCAGCCAUGCAAGCAGCACUCACCCAACUCGAGAGGUUCGGAGAGCAGCUAGCUUCGGGAGAACAGCCUCGGUGGGCGGCUAGGUUCGGCAGCCCCUGGGGAAAUGCCCCGGGAACAUGGAGCAGGUGGUGGGUGGAGUGGAGGGAGGGGAAAAGAGGAAAAGAUAGAGUGAAAUGGAGCCCAGAGUCUGGUUAUGGGGUCUGUGAAGGGGAUGUGCAUGGGAGGCAGGAAGCAUUACAAAGAGACACGCAGGGAGAGAAGGAAUCAAGGUUUACCAAGGAGGGUGAAGGGCCAGAAGAGGUUUCUGUGAGGAGUGGGAAAGAGGAGGAGGGAUGGAUGGAGGAGGAGGAGGAGAAAGGGGAGUACGGACGGCAGCUGAGGGAGUGGGCGCGGUUUCAGAUGAUGGAUUUCGUUUAUGCAUUGGCAACUGCCGAGUUUGGGGUAAGCUGUGCUGCUGCUGCUGCCGCUGCUGCUGCCGCUGCUGCUGCCGCUGCUGCUGCUGCUGCUGCUGCUGCUGCUGCUGCUGCAUUGUUUGGGAUUUGCUGCUAG